This is a messenger RNA of Cheilinus undulatus (humphead wrasse), 690 nucleotides long. RefSeq names its product hairy-related 3 (gene hes3). Gene Ontology annotation, cellular component: nucleus. Bases 1 to 690 code for a protein of 229 amino acids. The record is from RefSeq and is a predicted model, not a curated record. Gene Ontology annotation, biological process: regulation of neurogenesis; anterior/posterior pattern specification; regulation of transcription by RNA polymerase II. The transcript is spliced from 4 exons. Gene Ontology annotation, molecular function: RNA polymerase II cis-regulatory region sequence-specific DNA binding; DNA-binding transcription factor activity, RNA polymerase II-specific; protein dimerization activity. Lineage: Eukaryota; Metazoa; Chordata; Actinopteri; Labriformes; Labridae.
AUGGUGGCGACAACAGACUGCGCAGAGAGGUCCAAAACCAGCGGAUGCAGUAAGGUCUCCAAACCACUGAUGGAGAAGAAACGAAGGGCUCGCAUCAACAAGUGUUUGGACCAGUUACAAACUCUUCUGGAAAGCUUCUACAGCAGCAGUAUUCGAAAGCGCAAGCUGGAGAAGGCUGACAUCUUAGAGCUCACAGUGAAACAUCUCAGGAACCUUCAAAAAGUCCAGAGCUGCACUGCCUUUGCCUCCGACUUUUCUGAUUACCAAGCGGGAUUCCGUAGCUGCAUGGAAAACGUCAAUCAGUAUCUAAUGAUGGCGGACAACCUACAUGGGAACGACCGCUGGAUGUUAUCACAGCUCACUGGUAAAGUGUGCCGCUCCGGAGCACGAGAGGAAGUGUUCAGCACCAAGGACAGCGGCACGUGGCAGGCCGAGCCACUUCUUCCAUCUGCAGCAGCACCUGAGGACAUAAAAGCGGCCACAUGUAGAGCUCUGAAACACUACAGCGAAACCAAGUCUUCAUAUUUACCGAGCAGGGACGCUCAGCAGCAGCCAUGUGUAACCAAACAGGAAGCCUCUGUAACUGCUCCCGCGCAAAACACUCAUGAAAACAGUCACAAAAAACUCUCCUCUGUCAGUCACAGGAAUGAAGCUGCAAACACUCAGGAAAACGUCUGGCGGCCUUGGUAG